Molecule: messenger RNA, 1692 nt
Organism: Hirsutella rhossiliensis
Lineage: Eukaryota; Fungi; Ascomycota; Sordariomycetes; Hypocreales; Ophiocordycipitaceae
Product: tRNA processing endoribonuclease Trz1
Exons: 5
Coding region: 1-1692 (563 amino acids)
Biological process (GO): regulation of DNA-templated transcription
Cellular component (GO): nucleus
Molecular function (GO): transcription cis-regulatory region binding; DNA-binding transcription factor activity, RNA polymerase II-specific; zinc ion binding
Source: RefSeq, a predicted model, not a curated record
AUGCAAGCCAUACAAAAGGGACCAAAGGCAUGCACCACGUGUGCCAAAGCCAAGGCCAGAUGCAUUCCCCGAACAGAUGGUGGAGACAAGUGUGAAAGAUGCCACCGACUCAAUAAGGACUGCUUCUCCCGCCUCCCUGCCCCGCCACGCGUCAAGAAGCGCCCCAAGCGGUCGAGGGUCGCUGAGCUCGAGAAGCGUCUCAACGAGCUGUCGUCUCACAUUGAAGGCCAACAUGCUGUCGCCCCAACGCGAGACCAGGCUCCCGAGCCGCCAGUCAAGGCGCCCGAAAAGGGCGAUCUCUUGAGCCUUGAGCACCUCUUUCCCUCGCCCAGGUCGUCGGGAUGGGAGAGCAGCAACGACACGUUGUCGUGGAGCCCCGGCGCCUCGCGAUCAGCAGACUCAGCCUGGCCUUUGCCCGGCGAGGCCGAAGCCUUCCUGUCUCGGUUUCACGACGCCUUCGCCCACCUGUUCCCCUUUGUCGUCGUACCCAAACACAUCACGGCUGCCGAACUCCGCACCGAGAGGCCCUUGGUAUGGAAGGGCGUCAUGGUUGCCGGCUGCAUCUGGGACGGAGCCAGGCAAGCCAAGUUGGGCGAGGAGAUGCUUGCCGACGUGGCCAAGGCAGCCAUUUCCGACGGGAUCAAGACGCUCGACCUAUUGCAGGGGUUGGAGCUGCUGCUCGCCUGGUUUCAUUUUGCCCUCAAGAGCUCGCAAACAUCGCAUCUGCUCUUCCUGGCGAGGUCAAUGUGCGUCAAUCUCAACGCCAUGUCGUACGGAUCCACGGUUGAAGAUGCCAAGUACGGCCGUUUGGACCAUCUGCGAGCGUACGCCGGCAUGUACUACCUGAACACGCUCAUCUUUACCACGAAUAAGAGAAACGAUGUUUUGAUGAACACGACGCAGCUGGACAGCUACUGCAAGAUCAUUGAAACCACAAACGAGUACCCGUCCGACGAGUACCUGAUCAAGCUGAUCCGGAUUCAGCAGCUUGCGCAGACCAUCUCCCUCACCAUGGCCUUUGAUCCCGCGACGCCUGCGGCCAUGUCGUUGCCCCUUCCUAUGGUGAUUGAGUCUUUCCAGGAUCAACUCGACACUUUCAGGGUCACUUUACCCACUCACCUCGCCGCAAGCCCCACAUUGCAAUGCCACAUCUCGAUUGCCGAGGUGCUCCUCACUGACGUUGCCAUAUCCGACCCGCACUGCGACUCGUACAAUAUACAGUUGACGGACCGGCUGCAGCUCCUCUGGGCGUGCGUCCGAUCGCUCAAGGCCUUUUUCAAGGUCCGCUUCGCCGUGACGGAGCUCGACUCCCCGCGAUUCGUAACCGUCAUGGUGUCGGAUGUGGCCUUUGCCUUCAUCACCGGCAUCAAGCUGCUGACGCUGGGGGUGCCUGGCUGGAACCUCGAACACGUCAGCAAGGAGCUGGCGCUUGACGACAUGCUGAGCCGGCAGAUUGAUGAUCUGACGGAAAUCAUCGCCAAACGCAAGAGCGGAAGCCCCAGCAGUCAGGAGUCGAGCCUGGAGGACCCGCUGGAGCGCCUGCAGAGGUUGCUGAGAACGGCACAGGAACUCGUGGCGCUGCAGCUGAGCGGCGUGUCGGCACAGGAGAUUGGGCAGGCUGUCGUGGGAGAGAUGAACAGCGCGACGUGGCAGGACCUGAUGAACGAUGAUGCGGCGAGCAUGCCUUGCUGA